CGGCGAUUUCCAGAUCGAUUCCACUCCACGGAAUAGGCUCUCUGACUAUGGAUGCGCCUGGCGCAGCAGAGGCCCUGGGAAGUCCUCGACAGGACAGUCCGGUUCGGGAACCCUCUGUUGGGCGAAGCUCCUCGAGUGAAAUCAGCCCUCGGCGCGACCGAUCUGAUCGACCAACGCACAGCCAGCGCGAGGACGAACAACAUAGCGAUGAUGGAGCCGAGACGACAAGUGAAGAAGAUGAAGAGGAGGAUGAGGAGGACGAUGAAGAGCCACUUCUGAAAUAUGCGUAUUUGACGAAACAUUUGGGAGCGGUGUACCGCAAUGGGGAUGCCACGAGCUCCUUCAUUGCGGCGGCAGAUAAGAUGAUUAUUGGAACGCAUAAUGGGAACAUUCACGUACUAUCGCUGUCUCUAUUCAAGCCUCUUCGAGUUUACCAUGCACACACGGCGAGCAUCACGUCUGUCUCGGUCUCUCCGUUCCCUCCUCCUGUACCUACUUCCAAAGCGGACACUGUACAAAACAUCCCCGAGCAGCAGGGGUAUCCUGCUCGACCUGGAUCGGCCGCCUCGAGUCUCCGUGGUCUGUCACGCCCAGGUCACCACGCAGCUAUACCAGCGACACCAUCGAAUUCGAUUUACAUAGCGACGUCUUCGAUUGACGGCAAUGUCUGCGUAUCGUCGCUUGUUGACCCUAAAGAUGUCAUUUUGCGCAAUUUUGGCCGACCUGUCCAAGGAGUCGCACUGUCGCCGGAGUACAAGAGUGAUAGGGUAUUUUUGUCCGGAGGGCGAGCAGGAGACUUGAUACUCACCACGGGAGGUCGAGUGGGCGCGAGUACAAAUUCUACCACAAUGGGUGGGGCAGCGGCAGCAGCUUCGAGUUGGCUGGGUUCUAUAGGGCUAGGAGCCAACACAGGGAAAGACACCGUAUUGCACAGCGGAGAAGGCGCUAUCAGCACCAUCAAGUGGUCAUUGUCAGGCAAAUAUGUUGUUUGGGUCAACGAAGAGGGGAUUAAAAUUAUGCGGUCGCACCUACAUCUGGACUCGUCCGAUCACGAGUUGGCUUGGAAGCGCAUUAGCCACAUAGACCGUCCGAAUCGCCCCGGAUGGGAAGAGAUGGCUAGCGUUUGGAAGGCCCAUGCUGAAUGGAUCGACGAAAGCUCGCUUUGGGAUGAAAGUAGCACCGACGGAGCUUCUGACAAUGCCCAACACUCCCCGGCGCAAACGGUCACCACAGAGGAAGUGGUGGAGAAAUUAGUUGUUGGAUGGGGGGGUACUGUUUGGGUAAUCAAGGUUUACCCAUAUCGGCCGAGCAAAAUCAACAGGAACCAAAGGAUCGGUUCUGUUGAGGUUUCUACAAUACUACGCACCGAUUGUAUUAUAUCCGGGAUCUCUUUAUAUACGCCCACCCGUCUAGUGGUCCUGUCAUACAUCGAAGUCGAAGUGGAUGCAUCAGAAGAGCGGUCCAAACACGGCGUGCUUCGCCCAGGAACACGGCGCCGUCCAAGGGGAUUGGAGCCUGAACUCCGCAUAAUCGACAUUGAGACCAAAGAAGAGCUUAGCGCAGAUACUCUGUCUAUCAGCCGCUUCGAGAGCCUCACUUCGUCUGACUACCACAUGUGCGUACUUCCUCCGUGGAAGGCAGACCUCCCUGUAUCUCAGCGCGGCGCGCUAGAAGCGUUGGGGACUGGCCUCUGGGACGCGACUCUAUACCCCGCACGAUUUUUCAGUUCGGGUGCUAGUAUACGCAGCUCCACGAGCAGUGGUGACAAAGGCUCCAUCAGGGCGCCUAGUGUUCUCUCCUCCCGGCGGCCUUCCACCGACGAAUCGCUUUCUAAAGAGGUGCAAGAUGUCGUUGGGAGUAUUGGACCGAAGAUACUCAUUCAGAGCCCAUACGACUGUGUCGCGGCGCUAAAAAGGGAUCUCUCAGAUCGACUGGCGUGGCUGGAUGCGCACGAGAGAUACGAGGAAGCAUGGAAUCUCCUUGACGAGCACCCCGAGGCCGCGAGUGGCGUUGAAACAGGCGACGUCGUUCCUGGCACGCCUGCGAGAUCUCAGAGCAGCCUUGGGGAGUUUUUCGAUGAUGACCAAUCUUCUGUCACGACAACCGGUCGCGCGAUAUCCUCUGCAGCCGACCAAGAGAAACGUCGCGUUGGCGAGUUGUGGAUAGACCAGCUUAUCGAGGAAGAUCGGUGGGCCGAGGCCGCUAAGAUUUGCGUCAAGGUCCUCCAAAACACAUCUCGAUGGGAACAUUGGGUUCGGUUGUUCUUCAAGCACGAUAAGAUAGAUGAGAUCUCACUAGUCAUCCCUACUGACUUACACCCACCCUUGCCUGCAAGUGUCUACGAAACCGCUUUGGUUCACUAUGUCUCUCGAGAUCGCGGCCGGUUCUGUGAGCUAUUGGACUUGUGGCCAUUUGACCUAUUCGAUGCCAACAGCGUGGCAUCUGCUGUCGAGGAGCAGCUCAACUCAGGAACAGUGACACCGGAAACGGACGAUUGGCGCACUCUUAUGCAAUGUCUCGCGAGACUAUAUCUGGCAGGUGGCCACUACGGCGAUGCUCUGCGUUGCUACAUUCGCCUUCAGGACGCGGACAGGGCAAUGGAGCUAAUCAAGCAUCACCGGUUACUGGACACACUCACCGACGACAUCCCGGCGUUCAUUAUGAUCCGAGUAUCCAAGGAGCAGAUGAAGAAAGCGCCAAUAGCGGAACUUGAAGAAAUCACGACUGAGCCUAUCCGCCUCCUGGUGAGCGAAGCAUACACGGGCAUCGUGCGCCCGGAACUAGUAGUCACGCAGUUGAAAGAAGCGAAUAGACUGCUAUUCCUCUACUUCUACAUCCGGGCCCUCUGGCGCGGCGAAUCGCUUCCACACGGAGCAGCCAAACCCCGGCGGGGCCAUUUUGCCCACGUCCUUGACGCAGCAAGCAAGCUCGCCGCCGAUGAGGGCAAAGCCUUAGUCGACCGGUUCGCAGACACGGCCGUCGAGCUAUUCGCAGACUACAACCGCCCACUACUAAUGGAAUUCCUCCAAACAAGCACGUCCUACUCCUUCGACACGGCCGUCUCCAUCUGCGAAACCCGGCACUUCACCCCAGAGCUCAUCUACCUCCUCUCCAAGACGGGUCAAACAAAGCGGGCCCUGAACCUCAUCCUCUCAGACCUCAAAGACGUCUCCCAAGCGAUCUCCUUCGCCAAAUCCCAAGACGAGCCCGACCUCUGGGAAGACCUCCUUGACUACUCCAUGGACAAACCCCGCUUCAUCCACGGCCUCCUCGUCGAAGCCGGCACAGCCAUCGACCCCAUCAAGCUCGUCCGCCGCAUCCCCAACGGGCUGGAAAUCGAAGGCCUCCGCGAGGGCCUCACCCGCAUGAUCCGCGAACACGACCUCCAAGCUAGCAUCAGCCAAGGCGCUGCAAAGGUCCUCCAGAGCGAAGUCGCCGUCGGCAUGGACACCCUCCGCAGCGGCCAACGCCGCGGAAUCAAAUUCAACGUCUUCGAGGACGAAAAGCUUCCCAAGACCCCGCUCACCGAGCAUGACCACACCCAAGAUGAAGUCAGAAGCAUCGCCGACACGGAAAAGACUUCCGUCCCCCCGGGCACUGCCACCACUACCGCCUCACAGGUCGGGAAAUGUGCAGGCUGCCAUCUACCCUUCCACACCAACGAAAAAGAAAUCCUCGUCGGGUUCGCCUGCGGCCACGUCUUCCACCUCUCCCACGUCCACGGAGAACAACCACCCUCCUCACCGGGUAGUUCCUCCUCAGCGCAAACCCCCCGCCCAUUCCCACCUGUCCGGACACAGACGCUGGAAGAAGCGUCGCUGUCGACGUCGCGGACGGUCGGUCCCAAGGUGACGACGGCGCGGCUCCUGCGGGACCGAAUCGGGGAUGGAUGUCGGAUUUGUGCUGAGGCUAGGGAGAUUGAGGCGAUGGGGGAUUUUGAUUUGUGAUUGUUUAUUGAUGUUUGAGGCGUGCUGGUCUGUUUCAUUUGAUUAAUCUUUUCUUUUCUUUUAUGCUUCAUCCUGCCUGUGACGGCUGGCGCUGUUUUCCUGUUUCGCGAUGUCGUCCUACGCGAUGUGAUUUUUAUGCAUUAGGAGAUACCCAUGGUUGCGUAAUACAAUUUACAGUGCCUGAA
Messenger RNA from Aspergillus campestris IBT 28561, 4132 nucleotides. RefSeq names its product CLH domain-containing protein. The record is from RefSeq and is a predicted model, not a curated record. Gene Ontology annotation, cellular component: late endosome; HOPS complex. Bases 48 to 3947 code for a protein of 1299 amino acids. Gene Ontology annotation, molecular function: protein binding. Gene Ontology annotation, biological process: cellular response to starvation; macroautophagy; endosomal vesicle fusion. The transcript is spliced from 5 exons. Lineage: Eukaryota; Fungi; Ascomycota; Eurotiomycetes; Eurotiales; Aspergillaceae.